Talaromyces amestolkiae is the source of this 1656-nucleotide messenger RNA. RefSeq lists its product as uncharacterized. Gene Ontology annotation, biological process: intracellular calcium ion homeostasis. Gene Ontology annotation, cellular component: perinuclear region of cytoplasm. The transcript is spliced from 2 exons. Bases 1 to 1656 code for a protein of 551 amino acids. The record is from RefSeq and is a predicted model, not a curated record. NCBI's taxonomy places the organism in Eukaryota, Fungi, Ascomycota, Eurotiomycetes, Eurotiales, Trichocomaceae.
AUGGCCGCCCAUCAGCUCGCCAUAGCAAAGGCCUCCUUCUCGGCUGCUCUACUUCGGCCUGAUCCCACAUCUUUAUCGCGCGACGACAUCACCACAUUCCAUACUCUUUUAGACAACGCUCUAUCGCAUUGCUCGCGCAUCAACGUCCAGACUUGCAAGGAAUGGUUGCUUCGUCAUGUUGUCUCCUCCUCAAACAGAGUCGGUGUGCUAGGGAAAUACCUGGCCGCUUUGUCGACCUCCUACGAGUUGGUAUCAGUUAAGGACCAGCCAAAAGCCGCCAAUGCACGGCCGUCUGGGAAGCGGAAGCGGUUGCACGUCUUGUAUCUGAUAAAUGAUGUUUUGCAUCACACCAAAUAUCAUUUGAAUGAAGGGGUCGGCGCGUUUGUCAGCUUCAGCGGUUCGUUACAACCACAUGUCGUUGAGCUUGUUGGACUCGCCGCUUCGUACGAUCGCCAAAAGAAUCCGAAACAUCAUCGAAGAUUGGGCCAGCUGCUGGAUGCCUGGUACAAUCAUGGAUAUUACGCUGCCGAGUACGUCGACAAGCUGCGAGAGUUGGCUCAGAAUAUAGACUCCUUUGAUGCAAUCAAGACGUACGUCGGUUUAUCGGAAGGCGCGAGCGACAUACAGUCGACAGGGUCUAAGAGGGAUGCACCGUAUAUAAUGCCAGCCAGUCAUGGUGAUGCAUCCACGCCGUUCUAUGAUUUGCCGGCGGGAAAUUUCGUACCCCAUAUUAUUCCGGAUUCCACGACUCCGAUACGACCAGAUACCGUCAAACCGAUACAAUUUUUAGCUGGACCAGCUGAUCAAAAGCUUGUCGGGGUAUUGAAGAAGUUUUUGCAAGAUGUGGAUCAUAUAUACGGAUCGAUCGAAUCGGAUCUCCCAGAAAACGCGUCAUUAGAUGUUGACGAGCUCGGACAGACUGUGCUACGUGACGAUAAGACGGGAGAGGUUAUCGACGCUGAUACUUAUUACGGAUGGUCCCGGGAAUUCUGUCAACAAAUGAAAAACAGAAAGGCCCGGGGAACGUCUCGAAGGAGUCGCAGCUAUAGCUACGGUGCGGACGAGCGUUAUCGGAAACGUCGUUAUAGCGACAGCAGAAGCCGUGAUGACUCUCGUUCGCGCUCGCGUAACCCUGAUCGCCGACGGUAUUCUAGAUCGCCAUCGAGUAACGACUCACGCGAGGCCCCUAGACCACGCCUUGGCGGACAGUCACGCUCAAGAUCCAUCUCAUAUUCACCCCAACCGGCAUCUCCACGACCCUAUCCUGCAUUUCAACAAAACAAUCAGCAGCCCCCACCGCCACCUCCUAAUGUUCCCAACCCUCCAUAUUCAUAUAAUGGAGCGGCAUCAUUUCCACCCCAAUUCGCUGGGAAUGUCCCGCCUGCGCCUCCGAUGAAUUAUAACCAUGCGUGGCCCAAUCCUGCGUAUCCAGUUGGCGGCCAACAUAUGGUACCCCCGGGUAUUGGGAAUUUUCCUCAGCAAUAUCAGCCGCCGGCGGGUCAACCAACACAAUAUGGCCAACCGUCAUCCUAUUCGAUGCAGCAGAUGCAUAUGGGGGCGUUUCCGCCACCGUGGCAGGGAGGGUACCAAGGUAAUCAUCAAGGUGGUCAUCAGGGCGCUCACCAAGGAAGUUAUAACCAAGGUGGAAAUAGGUAG